AUGUUUAAGAAAAAGGAGAGCUCCAAGGACACUAAGAAUGGUACACUCAAGGUCUCGGGGAAGAUCAGCAAGUCACAGGCCACCGACUUGGCCUUGCUGAUCGCCCAGAUGCAAAAAGAUGCAGACUUGGUGGAGAAAGACGUCCUCAGGGCCGAGGAGCUGCUGGCUGUGGAUUUUGAAAAUGACAAGAAAGAGCUGCCGUACCAGCAUCAGAAGGAGAUCUCAGAUAAGCUGGGUGAAGCUGAGGGCCUGCUGGAGAAGCUCUUCAUAGAUGUCGACAAAGCCAAGAAGCUAAAACAUCCACAAGCCACAGACAUAGAGAGCGAUGUCCAUCAUCUUCAUGAGCGCUGGCUGAAGGACUGCACCGUCUACAGAGACAUCUACGAGCAGAUUGAUGAUGUGUCGCGGAUGCCCUUAAUUGACUGGGGGCCUGUUUUAAGUGAGAAGCAAAAACUGGUGGAUGUGGAGCAGUUCGGCCCUAGUAUGGCUGAUCUGGAGAAGCAGAUUGCUGCUCACAACAUCGUACACAAAGAGAUUGAAGCCUACAACACACAGCUCUGCCUCGCUUCUGCUGGCAGCAAGGAGAAAUACGACGCUCUGAAAAAACAGUACAACAACUUAUUGGACAACUCCAAGUGGCGCCGCCACUACCUCAGUAGCCUGUACGAGUACAUGCAGGGCUGCAACAAGGAGCUGACCUUCCUGGCAGAAGAGCAGAAUAAGAUCAAGAAGCAAGACUGGAGUGACCACAUGGUGGACCCGUCUGAUGUUCGGAGGCAGUAUGAGAAUUUCAAGAACAACAGUCUGCUGUCGCAUGAGGCCGAGGUGAACAAACUCCAGGAUGAAGGCGAGAGACUUGUUGAAAUGAAGCACCCCGCAAGCGACACAAUACAGGCUCAAAGAGAUGAUGUACGAAAUGACUGGCAGAAAUUCCUCAAUCUCUGCAUCUGUCAAGAGACGCACCUGGACAGCGUGGAGGACUUCAAAAGGUACCAAUAUGACAGCGAGCAGCUGUCAGAGUCACUGACCAAGCUCAACGGCACCCUGGACCCCAAGACUCUCAGCAAGAAGAGCAACACUGAGAAACUGCUGCAGCUCGAGGCGGAGGAGAAAGAUGUGCAGAAAUGUGAACAGCUGCUGGCAAACCUGAGGAAACGCAGCACCACCAUCGCUCCGCUGAAACUGCGACGUACGACCCCCAGCAGAGCCGUCACUGUGGAGUCCCUGUGCGACUGGGAAACAGGCACGGAUUCUCUGCAAAGAGGAGACAAGUUCACCUUAAAAUCAAACUCAGACAUUGAGAACUGGAAUGUCAUUUCCACUGAUGGAAAAACUAAAAAAUUCCCAGGAGUUUGCUUCCAGAUCCCACCACCUGACUCAGAGGCCAUUGAUAAAGUGGACCUUUUGGGCCAGGAGCUUGCAGACAUCAAGAAGAGAAGAGCCGCUCUGGCCGACUCCCUGAAGAACAACAAAUCAGAAAUCUCCAGGGCCCAGCAGUUAGCCCCAGUGUCUGCUGCCCCCAUGGACCCCAAAGUAACAGCCCUCUCUCAGCAGCUGGACAAGCUGGACAAUGACCUGGCCAAAGCUGAGGAGAGCAUGCUGAGCCGUCUGCGAGCCCCGCUGAGCCGCAGUGAUCCCGCUGGUGAUCUGGCCAAAAGGAUGAAGGAGCAGGAGCAAACUGCUGAGACACUUCAGGCUCUACAGCAGCAGCAACAGGCUGCACAGGCUGGCAUGCAGCCCCUGCUGUCUAAAGAUCCCAACGGUACCUCUUCGGGGUUGCCGCUCAAACUCAGUGCUGCCAGCAACAAGUCUGACAACCUUGCUGCACUUGCUGAUCUUUACAAUAAGAAAGCAAAUGCCUCACUUAACCUGGAGAAACAGAUCAAGAAGGUGGAUGGUCUCGUCUCCGGCUUUGAGAAAAGGCUGAGUGAAGAUGGUCCGAUCCCUGACGGCCCAAAAGCAAUUCAAACCCGUGCUGAGGAAGUUCAUAGCCAGCAAAAGUCUGUGGCAGCUGCUCAGAACGACAUGAAGAAGCUCAGCAAGGAUCUGGAGACCACAGAGCAGCUGUGCAGCUCUCUGCAGCAGGGCUACCAGGAGUACUGCCCGGACAUCCAGCGCCAGAAAACAGAAGUCAAGCAGCUACAAGCACGUUACACCAACGUUGCCAACCAGCUGAAGGAGAGAGAAAGCACCUUACUCGAAACUGCAGGAAAGAACCAGGAGUUCCAGAGCACAUGUAAAUCCCUGAACUCAUUCUUGGACAACCUGCCAACAAACAAGAUAAGCCCCAAUGACGAUCUGUCUCAGAUUGCUGCUAAGAAGAGCUCUCAAGAGAGGGUGAUGGACGACCUGAAGCGGAAGGAAGCUGACAUGGAAAAGGUGACGAGCCUCUCUCAAGACCUGCAGGAUCUCCUCAGUGAGUACGAGACCAACGUUGACAAGUACAACAGUACGCUUGAGGACGCCGGCGCCACCGUUCCGAAGAAACCACGUACGCCCACACUGUCUGAGGCUAUUCAGAAAGAGGAAAAGAGUCUGGUGAACCGCUACGCUGAAACAAAAGCCGAAAACGCCCAGAGCCAAAAACAGAUGGGCUUGGCUAAGAAUCUCAUAUCACGAAAUGAAGAGACAGUUCAAGCAGUGGCACAGCAGCAAGUGCGGUCUGAAAGGAGUGCUUUUGAGUUAGAUGGUCUGGUAAAAGAGCUGGAGGAGGAGAAGGAGAGGAGGACUCAUGUUGAGACAAACCUGAGAACUUUCAAAGACAGGUUUUUGUCUUUGAAGAGUCGCCGUGGAGUUGAACGUGUCGAGGAGAAAGAAGUACUAAAGUACUACCGUGACCCAAAAGUGGAAAGUGAUCUGAGGGAUCUGCAGCAGAGGCUACAUGAGGAAAUCUUGAAGCGCACCACCAUACAAACUGAGGUUGAGGUUACAAACAAAAAAGUCACCACCCUGGCAGAAACCGUAAAGAGCGCUCCACCAAAACUGGUGACUAGAGAGGUGACAGAGUUUGAGAAAGAUCCCCAGCUGGAUACAGAGGCUGCUAAGCUGAGAGAUCAAAUAGCAAAGAUGAGAGAAGAAAUUCGGAUGAGGGAUGGGGAGCAUAUUCAGAUGAAGACAGAAGUAACAAUUCUCCAGCAGAAGAGGCCAACAAUCAAAGAGAGGGUGGUUAAGAAGGAAGUGGUUAAAGUGGAGAAAGACCCAGAGAUGCUGAGAGCAGUGCGAACAUUUGAGACAGAAAUUUCUGACGAGAGCAAAAGGACCAAGCUCCUCCAUGAUGAAAUCUUCCAAACAAGGAGUCAGAUAAAUGCACUAGAGAGGCUGAUUCCUAACAUUGAGCCUAAGAUAAUCACUAAAGAAGUCAAAAAGAUUGAACAAGACAAAGACCUAAUCAACGAAUCCCAGAAUAUUCGAACAAGCCUGGAGGAAGAGAGAAUUGAAAACAACUCUCUGGUCAAUGAACUGACGGUGCUCCACAACCGUUACAGAGAAGUUCACGAAUGGAAACCCAGAGUUGAGGUGAAGGAAAUUGUUAACGAGAUCUACAGGAUAGACCCAAACACAGAGGUGGAGAUAAUGCGGCUCCGCAAAGAGAUACAAGACUGCAGCAAGCAGCGCUCUGACCUUGAAAGAGGGCUCACCAAGGUGACAACUGAACUCAACAUCAUUCGGUCAGAGAAGCCAAGAAUUGAAACAAAAGAAGUUUUCCAAGAGGUGGUUAAAGAGGAAAGAAGCCCCGAAAAUGAGAGAGAAAUUCAGAGGCUAAAUGACCAGGUGCAUAAUUUACACAGCAAUUACGACUCCUUCCAAGACCAGCUGAGAAUGCUCCGGAAAGAGAGAGAUGAGUGGAAGGCUGAAAAGUCAAAGGUAGAGACCCAACUUGUCACCAGAGAAGUUAUUAAGUAUGAGCCCGAUCCACUCCAAGAGAAAGAGUUUGACCGCUUGAGAAAUAAUGUGCGGGAAGAGGCACAGAUUCGGCGCACCAUUGAAGAGAUGGUGUUUGACCUGAAAAAUAAAUACAUCCAGUUGGAGAGACAGAAACCAGAAGAGAAGGUGGUUGUCCAAGAGGUUGUUCGUUUGCAGAAAGACCCAAGGCAAAUGGUCGAGCACGAAAGGCUUAGCAGGAACCUGGAUGAAGAAGUAACAAACCGGCGUCAGUUAGAACUGGAGCUACAACAGUUAAGAACAAAGGUGGAAGAGAAAGAGAGGAUCCUCAGAGAGAGUGUUGAACGCCAAAAGAGGAUUCAAGCGGAGUCUGAUGUCAGAGAGAUUAAACUGCGUAUCUCACAGCUGGAAAAUGCCCCACCACCUGUUGAGGAAAACAUAGUUGUCGAGGAGGUGCUCAAGGUGGAGAGAGACCCGAAACUGGAGAGGCUGACAAGCAGUCUGCGGUCAGACAUGGACAAGGAAACCAGUGAUAUUCUGAGGCUGCAGAGAGAAGUCCGUAACAUCAACAUAAAGCUUGAAAUCUUGCAGAAAGAGAAGUCCAGUGAGAGGACAGUCUACAAAGAGGUUGUCCGUGUUGAAAAAGACCAGGCAGUUGAGGCUGAGAGGGAUCGCCUGAGAGAACAGGUGUCUCAGAGUAAAUUUGCCAGACAAGACCUCGAGGAUGAACUUAGACGUCUCAAUGACAAAAUCCAAUUCCUAAUGAACAGCAAAUCUGUUACUUCAAGAGAGGAGACAACCCUGAUUAUGAACCGAGAUGCCUUACAGAGAGAGAAGGAAGACCUCACUCGUGAACUUAGAACCCUUGAUGGCAAGAGGCAUGAUAUCAGCCUGUCCUUCCAGCAGCAGAGCCGACUGAUGAGUGAAAGAACGCAGAUGAGCAGACAGAGAAGCAUUAAGAUGGAGUCUGAUGUCAUGCGUUUGGAGAGGGACAUCUUGGACGAAAAAGACAAGAUCCAUCAGCGAGACAGCAUAAUCCGUGAGCUUAUACAGAACCUGCAGAGAGAGGAGAGUGCAGAAACAAGAACCAAAGAGACCAAUGUCUCUACAAAGAUCACGAUUUUGGACCCAGUUACCGGCAAAGACAUGUCUCCAUAUGAUGCCUACCUUCAGGGCUUGAUCGAUCGUCAGCAGUACAUUCACCUGCAGGAGCUCGAGUGUGACUGGGAGGAGAUCACCUCAUUGGGACCUGAUGGGGAAAUAUCUGUACUCCAGGAUCGCAAGAGUGGAAAGCAGUACUCCAUCAAAGAUGCACUGAAGGAAGGAAGGUUGACAGAAUAUGAUCUUCAAAAGUACAAACAAGGAAAAAUUCCCAUCUCAGAGUUUGCCCUGCUAGUCGCUGGUGACAACAAGAAGCAGUCCCAGUUCAAUUCAAUCACCCCGAAAUCCACCACAUCACUGAAUUCAGCACCGUUUAACCUAUCUUCUGCCAAGGAAACCUACCCAAUUGCUGGAAUAAUAGAUACAGACACUGACACCUGCUAUACAAUACGCAAUGCCACUGUGCGUAAGCUAAUUGAUUCCACAACUGCCCAAAGACUUCUGGAGGCUCAGGCAUCAACAGGAGGCAUCAUUGACAUCAGCAAUAAAGGGAGAUACACAGUUCACAAGGCAGCAAACAGAGCCCUCAUCGAGGAUAGUCAAAUCCAAAGACUGCUCAAUGCACAGAAGGCUUUCACUGGAGUCGAAGACCCUGUGACCAAAGAGUGUUUGUCUGUGGGAGAGGCUGUUCAGAAAGGCUGGAUGCCAAAGGACACUGCCAUUCGCUUCAUGGAGGCUCAGCACCUGACCGGAGGGCUAGUCAAUCCAGACAGUGGUCACAGAGUUAGUAUCUUGGAUGCUGUUGGGUCCAGAAUGAUCGACAACACAAUAAUGAGAGACCUGCAAACUGAGUCUGCCUACGUCAAGGAUAUUAUAGACCCAAUCACAAAGGAGAAAAUCAACUACAAGCAAGCUCUGGAUCGCUGCAGGAAAGACCCAAAUACAGGCUUACCAAUGCUGCCUGCCUCCUCCAAAGAGUCUGGUUAUAGUCCAGUGUACAAUUCAAACAGAUAUGCAAGAUUUUAG
Messenger RNA from Pelmatolapia mariae (spotted tilapia), 6009 nucleotides. RefSeq names its product envoplakin a (gene evpla). The transcript has 22 exons. Gene Ontology annotation, biological process: wound healing; intermediate filament cytoskeleton organization. The coding region runs from base 1 to 6009 and encodes 2002 amino acids. Gene Ontology annotation, molecular function: structural molecule activity; cadherin binding. The record is from RefSeq and is a predicted model, not a curated record. Gene Ontology annotation, cellular component: cytoskeleton; cytoplasm; intermediate filament. NCBI's taxonomy places the organism in Eukaryota, Metazoa, Chordata, Actinopteri, Cichliformes, Cichlidae.